UGACUCAGAAAAAAUGAAAUAAAAGAAAGUAUGUACAAGGCAGUGACUACACACCCUUUCCCGAGAUAUUUCAGGCGGCUUCCUGGUCGGAGAACCAGGAGGACGCGCAGAGGUGGGACAGGAAAGGAAAGGAGGCGAGGUUGUCGCCUCUGAUUUUAGUCUUUCUCUCUCCUGGUAUUGUCGGUUUACCUUCUGACUUCAUUCUUCGGCUACCGGGAGCGUUUCCAUAGCGGAUUAUUUCUCACUCCAGGGAACCACCGACAAUACCGCCAUCUCCUUGUGAGUGGGAUUGGGAAUACAGCUGUAACUCAAGCCCAAGACGAAUCACCAGAUAUAGACUGAGAGUACUGAAACGAGGCCAUCCUCACCAGGCCCCAGGCAUGGAAGAGCUAGUAUGGGAGCAGUACACAGUGACCUUACAAAAGGAUUCAAAGCGAGGCUUUGGUAUUGCAGUUUCUGGUGGCAAAGAUAACCCACAUUUUGAAAAUGGCGAAACAUCCAUUGUUAUCUCAGAUGUCCUUGCAGGUGGCCCAGCAGAUGGAUUGCUCCAAGAGAACGACAGAGUGGUCAUGGUUAAUGGCACUCCCAUGGAAAAUGUGCCCCAUUCUUUUGCUGUGCAGCAGUUAAGGAAAAGUGGGAAAGUGGCUGUCAUUGUAGUGAAGAGACCUCGUAAAGUGCAGCUCCCGGCUGUUAGGAGAAGCCCCUCACUUGACUAUGAGUACAGAGCCUUCGAUGUCAUGGACGACCGCGCAGAGCUGGAUGGCCGAAGUGCACGAAGUGGCUACAGUGAAAGGAGUUGGCGUAGUGGAAACGAGGGUCGUAGCCAGAGCUGGGGAGACAGCCUCGAUAGGGGCUACAGAGUUGCUCAGGAUCGGGGACGCAACCACAGCAGAGAGCGUGCCUACAGUCGGGAUCGGAGUCGCGGCCGCAGCAUGGAUCGAGACAGGAGUUUGGACCGUGAAUAUCGAAGGCCCCGAAGCAGAGGCAGGAGUGUUGAUAGAGAUGACGCCUACGACCAUGGUUACAGUGGUGGUAGGAGCCUGCCAAGAGAUUAUGACUGGCGAUCCCGUCCUGACCCUCCGUAUGAGAAGGGAGCGAAGAGUGGUAGCAGAGGCAGACUUAAUUCCCGCAGUCCCUCACCUGAACUACCGCGCCAGUAUGAGUAUGGACCACAUCAAGACCCAAAUGGGCCGGUUAAUGUUCUCCUCACAAAAAACAGAUCAAAUGAAGAAUAUGGUCUUCGGCUUGGAAGUCAGAUUUUCAUCAAAGAAAUGACCAGCACUGGAUUGGCAACAAAAGAUGGCAAUUUACAUGAAGGAGACAUCAUUCUCAAAAUUAAUGGUACAGUGACAGAGAAUAUGUCCUUAUCUGAUGCCAGAAAGCUGAUUGAGAAAUCAAGAGGAAAACUCCAGUUGGUCGUCCUGAGGGACAGAAAACAAACCCUGAUCAACAUUCCUUCCAUGCAUGAUAGCGAAUCAGAAAUAGAAGAUAUUUCAGAAAUAGAGUCAAACAGGUCUUGCUCCCCUCAGGAUGAGAGAAGACUGCAUCAUUCUGAUUUAGAUUCUCAUUCCUCCAAUGAACGGUUAAAGGAAAAAUCAAGUGUAAAAGAAGAGACAUCUAGCAGGCUGUCGAAAAUGGGUGCCAUGCCCACCCCUUUCAGGUCAACUGGUGACCUCACUGCUUCAGAGGCCAAGAAUGAACCGAAGUACCAUGAGGAUCCCCCAGUUGCUCAACCAAAACCAAGAAUUUUUCUUGAGCCAAGUCCUGAAGAUCUAGCAAUAUAUGGUCCUGGUACAAAGAUGGUGAAGUUCAAGAAAGGAGAUAGUGUGGGUAUCCGGCUGGCUGGUGGAAAUGAUGUAGGAAUAUUCGUUGCUGGGAUUCAGGAAGGCACUUCAGCAGAGCAGGAGGGCCUCCAAGAGGGAGAUCAGAUCCUUAAGGUAAACAAUCAAGACUUCAGAGGUAUUAUCCGAGAGGAUGCUGUUCUGUACCUGUUGGAGAUUCCUAAAGGUGAUACUGUGACAAUUCUGGCACAGAGCAGAUACGAUGUUUAUAGAGACAUAAUGGCCUGUGGCAGAGGAGAUUCUUUCUUCAUAAGGACCCAUUUUGAAUGUGAGAAGGAAACACCACAGAGCUUAGCCUUCAUCAGAGGGGAGGUCUUCAGAGUUGUUGACACACUGUAUGAUGGAAAACUGGGUCACUGGCUGGCUGUGAGGAUUGAUAGUGAAUUGGAGAAGGGCCUAAUACCCAAUAAAAGCAGGGCAGAACAGAUGGCCAGUGUUCAGAAUGCUCAGCGAGACGGCGCCAGUGACAGGGCAGACUUCUGGCGGAUGCGUGGGCAGCGAUCAGGCAUGAAGAAGAAUCUGAAGAAGAGCCGUGAAGAUUUGACGGCGAUUGCAUCUGUGAGCACUAAAUUUCCAGCCUAUGAACGUGUUAUGCUCCGGGAGGCUGGUUUUAGGAGACCUGUGGUAAUUUUUGGUCCCAUUGCAGACAUAGCAAUGGAGAAGCUGUGCAAUGAGUUGCCUGACCUUUAUCAAGCUGCCAAAACGGAACCAAAAGAUGCUGGUUCAGAAAAAUCCACAGGUGUUGUGCGUUUGAAUACUGUGAGGCAAAUUAUUGAGCAGGAUAAACAUGCUUUGUUGGAUGUUACUCCCAAAGCUGUGGAUCUGUUAAAUUACACCCAGUGGUUCCCAAUUGUAGUGUUUUUCAAUCCGGACAGCAGACAGGGUGUGAAAAUCAUGCGUCACAGGCUAAUGCCCACAUCCAGCAAGAGUUCGCGGAAGCUUUAUGAUCAAGCAAAUAAGCUGAAGAAGACUUGUCAGCAUCUUUUUACAGCUACCAUUGAUUUAAACUCCGCUCAUGACGGUUGGUAUGGAAGUCUCAAAGAUACAGUACAGCAACAACAGAAUGAAGCAGUGUGGGUUUCAGAAGGAAAGCCAGAAGGAAUGGAUGAUGACAUUGAAGACCGUAUGUCAUACUUAACAGCUAUGGGUGCCGACUAUCUGAGCUGUGAUAGCCGACUAAUCAGUGACCCAGAAGACACUGAUGGAGAAGGUGGAGCGUAUACAGAUAAUGAACUGGAUGAGCCAUCUUAUGAGCCAAGAGUGUCUUCCAUUAGUCGGUCCUCUGAACCUGUACAGCAUGAGGAGAACUUAAGGAAAUCCAGCCCAGAACCAAGAACUCAGAUGAGAAGAGCUGGUAGCAGGGAAGUUCUGAGAGAUCCCAGCCCACCUCCAGCAUUCAAGCCUGAGCCCCCCAAGGGUAAGCUGUUAAGUAAAGAAGAGUCAUUUGAUGCCCCUAAGAAUUAUGAACCCAGAACAAAGAGUCCCAGUGCUGUCAACACUGAAUACGCUGGAGUACCAACUAAAGUAGCUCCUCCUCCUAUAGCCAUCAAACCUGCUUUUGGGCGCCCUAUAUUGAAAUCCUCUCAGCCAGCCAUUCUGCCGACAGAGUUAGAGGAGAAAAUACAAGAAAGUGUAGAUGAACAAGAGACCACACCAAAAUCUGUGUUGGGGAAAGUUAAAAUAUUUGAGAAAAUGGACCAUAAGGCGCGACUACAGAGAAUGCAAGAACUACAAGAAGCACAAAAUGCCAGGGUGGAAAUUGCUCAGAAACACCCAGAUAUUUAUGCUGUCCCAAUCAAAACACAAAAGCCGGAGCAGAACUGGUCCCAGACCGCCAGUUCCAGGCCUGAGCCUCAGAAACCACCUGCUCGAUCUUAUCUAGAUAAACAAGGAAGCUAUGGCAGCGAUGCAGAAGAAGAGGACUAUCGCCGACAACUGUCAGACCAGUCUAAACGUGGAUACUAUGGACAACCGUCUAGAUACAGGGAUACAGAAUUAUAGAUCCAUGGGUAGCAAGAACCAUCAUUCUGAGUUUACCCUUGCACAGCCAAAACAGAACCUUGCUCAGUUUCACAAGUUGUAUGUAUAUUUUGAUGAACUGAAGUAUGAACACACUGGAAGGAAAGACUUAAAUGUCCUUUAAGUAUUGGGAAGAAUGAAUCACUAUUGCCUGAAUGCUGUUGCCUAUUUUACAAAAGGACCAAAAAUUCUAUUUUAAAAGUUUGUAUUAAUUUGUGGUAUCUCUAUAUUUUUAACUAUUUCUUUUCCUCAUUAAAACUGCCUUCUAAACCAUUAUUUUAAUUAUUGUGACAUGGUGGAAACUUGAUGGAAAACACAGCAGUGUAGUGCAAAAAUAAAAAGUGCCUUUCUAACAAAAAGUGUCUUCAGUUGUUCUCUGACACAUUAUGCUGGUGUAAAGCCAUAAUUUUUCUGUUGCCUAACUUUUGUAUGCUUCAUGGCUACAGUCUUCCCUUGGAUGUUAUUUUUCUACUUUAAAAAAAUCUGUAUACAAUUUUUUCAAAAAGCAAUGACUUGUACGUAUGAAAAGUUUGUUUUGUAAAUUGGAAGCCACAAAAUCUGGAAGCACCCAGACUGGGAAAGUUAUGUAGAAAAUAAGAGAGAUUGUUUCUUAAACCUUUACACAAGUCAUGAAAUAAUAAAGGGAUCUAUUGAACAAC
Messenger RNA from Pogona vitticeps (central bearded dragon), 4519 nucleotides. Lineage: Eukaryota; Metazoa; Chordata; Lepidosauria; Squamata; Agamidae. The record is from RefSeq and is a predicted model, not a curated record.